Molecule: messenger RNA, 1663 nt
Organism: Lynx canadensis (Canada lynx)
Lineage: Eukaryota; Metazoa; Chordata; Mammalia; Carnivora; Felidae
Gene: RNF182
Product: ring finger protein 182
Exons: 2
Coding region: 250-993 (247 amino acids)
Source: RefSeq, a predicted model, not a curated record
AGCCGAAGUUGGACACUUAACCAACUGAGCCACCCAGACCCUGCAUGUGGCCUUUUUAAAUAUGUGUUUGAGACAGAGUGAAUGUAGAAGCUCAAAAUGCCUGGACGAUUUCUGAUUUCUGUCCCUCCUUUUCCUGCCCUUUGGCCCCACUGCCUGAUUCGGAUGAUGUGAUAUUCAGAGGGACACCUUAAUCGAAGUCAUCCUUCGGAGAGACACUUCUGGCCAAAGACCGUGUCCACACCAUUCAGGAUGGCCAGUCAGCCGCCGGAAGAUGGGGCAGACUCUCAGGUCUCCGAUGAGCUCGAGUGUAAGAUCUGUUACAAUCGGUACAACCUGAAGCAGAGGAAACCCAAAGUGCUGGAGUGUUGUCACAGGGUCUGUGCCAAAUGCCUCUACAAGAUCAUAGACUUUGGGGACUCCCCGCAAGGCGUCAUCGUCUGCCCUUUCUGCAGGUUUGAGACCUGCCUGCCGGAUGAUGAAGUCAGCAGCCUGCCGGAUGACAACAACAUCCUGGUAAACUUGACUUGCGGAGGCAAAGGCAAGAAGUGCCUGCCAGAAAACCCUACCGAGCUGCUGCUGACCCCCAAGAGGCUGGCGUCUCUCGUCAGCCCUUCUCACGCUUCCUCCAACUGCCUGGUCAUAACCAUCAUGGAGGUGCAGAGAGAGAGCUCCCCGUCUCUGAGCUCCACUCCUGUGGUCGAGUUCUACCGGCCUGCAAGUUUCGACUCUGUCACCACCGUGUCCCACAACUGGACCGUGUGGAACUGUACAUCCCUGCUGUUUCAGACAUCCAUCCGGGUGCUGGUUUGGCUGCUGGGUUUGCUCUACUUCAGCUCCUUACCCCUAGGGAUCUACUUACUCGUGUCUAAGAAGGUCACCCUCGGGGUCGUCUUUGUCAGCCUUGUCCCUUCGAGCCUUGUCAUCCUCAUGGUGUACGGUUUCUGCCAGUGCGUUUGUCACGAGUUUCUAGACUGUGUGGCCCCUUCUUCUUAACCGAUGUGCAAACCAGGAAAUUUGACACCCGUUGCCACCUUUGAAGUUAGGUCACUUAUCAUUUGUUUAUUUUGUAUUUCUCUGUGAGGAGUGUCUGUGACCUUAACGAAGCCGUUGGCCAAAUGUUUGUGGUCUCUUUUUCCACCGAUAUCUGGACUCCGUCGGUUUUCCUGUAUGCUGGACAUAAACACGUUCAUUUCUACUUAGGGGUUGGCAAAGACGCAGAAAUGUAGGAGCUAAGCCUUCCUAGAGCUCUUCCGGGGAGUCUUCCCCCAGAAAUGGCCAAGAUCUCCCCCAGCCCUGCUAGACAGGCCCCAGGGGCGAGGGGUCAGGCUGUAGUAAGGUCUUUGUAGAUGGCUAGGGAUGAACGAUUUCUCUCGUAAUCCUUGAUAAUCUGUGGUGCAGGGUAGACACGAGAGGAAAGCUGUUCUGAGACACAGCCGCUUAAAAAGUGUGACUCCCCCUGCGCGCCCCCCUCCCCCCCGCGCGCCCCCCUCCCCCCGGCCUCUCCUCCCACACCUGGUUGUUGACGUUCCCUGGAAUCUUCAGGUGUUUUGUCUCGAAGUUAAGGCCACUGUCUGCGGUCUGCUGCCCCAGUGAGGGGCUUGUUCCCUGUGCACAAGCCCCUUUGCCAAGAGCGAAUCGGCCUCGUGCCCUUGUGCGGUUUCUU